AUGAGCAAGCUGGUCCAGUUCCAUGCACUUCAUAUUUAUAAAUGUCAUAGAUACAUAAUAUAUAGUAUUUUCUUGAAUGUUGUAUUUUUGUGGACUAGAUAUCGGAAUAAUGUACACAUUGAAGCUACACCUUCAUUUUUAUUGUGUUCAAUUUCUCCACAGGCAUGGCUGACUUUUGCACCUGUGGCCGACCAGACAGCACAAUAUCUGCGAGUCUCUCUAAAUCUGGUCAACUGGCUGUCGCUAGUCUAUAUAGUGGUUGCUGUCUUCUUCAGUUUGAUCACAACAUGGGUGCUGGACACACUGGGACUGCGCUUCUCGCUAAUCAUGGGCUCAUGGCUCAACAUGUUGGGCGCUAUCCUGCGUGUCAUUGGCAUGUUAAGCUGCAUCCCAGAGCGGGCCAUUUUCCCUAUGGUCAUGGGGGGCCAGACGUUGUGUGCCUUCGCCCAGCCUUUUUUUAUCUUUGCCCCUACCAAGCUGGCAGCUCUCUGGUUCCCUGAUCACCAGAGGGCCACAGCUAACAUGAUGGCUUCCAUGGCUAAUACUGUUGGGCUGCUCUUAGCGAAUAUCUUCUCUCCAAUGAUACUUAGUUACACCAAUACUCUUUUCAUGCUGCUCUUGAUAUAUGCUAUACCUGCCACCAUAGCCUGUUUCCUAGCAACAGUGGGGAUCCGUGAACGCGUUCCCCCCACACCCCCUUCUGCCAGCAUGGUGACCUCCAGCUCUGAACCUUUUCUACAGGGGGUGAAACUGCUGCUGACAAACAAAGCAUAUGUGUUCCUGCUGGUGUGUUUUGGUUCAGGAAUAGGGGUAUUCACUUGCUUUUCCACCUUACUGGAGCAGAUACUUUGUGUUAAGGGCUACACAAAUGACUUUGCAGGACUGUGCGGUGCAGUUGCUAUUGUAUUCGGUGUUUUGGGUGCUUUUCUCCUCGGCCUGUACGUGGACAAGACCAAGAAGUUUACAGAAGUCACUAAAAUAAACAUGUGUCUGACAUCACUGGGCUGCUCGGUUUUUGCGGUGGUUUCCCAGUUAAGUGAGCAGAAGUUCAUCAUUGGUGCAGUAUGUGCGUGGUUUGGAUUCUUCGGGUACUCUGUAUAUCCCAUCGCAAUGGAGCUCGGAGUUGAAUGCUCGUACCCUGUGGGUGAAGCAACAUCCUCUGGAUUGAUCUUUGUGUCUGGACAAAUUCAGGCUGCCCUUUAUCUGCUCCUGCUACAAGCUCUGGCCAAACCAAUGGCAGAAUCUCCAUUAUCUGUAUGUGCUACCGGAACAGAUGCCAAUUUGAGCUGGACAGUUCCAGUGCUGGUGAUGGCAGGCCUGUGUACUCUGGGCACCUGCUGCUUUGUUGGCUUUUUCCACACGGAUUACCGGAGACUCCGUGCGGAAGCCACAGCCUCACCAAAUAGAGUGACAAACCAGUCAACAGGAGGAGACACCUGGGCAAACAGCACUGAUGCAUAAAGGGACGGACUGAACUAACGGCAAGAAAAACCACUGAUGACAGUGUUUACGCACACUUUAAAGUCUUUUACCUCAUUAACACUGAAAAUGUGUCUUAAAUGCUACUUUGUUCAGAAAUGGUACCACCUGAACACAAUUAAUGUUACAUAAAACCAAACUCGUUAUGCACAAAAACAUUUUUUUCUGUUAAAGGUAACCAAGACCAAAUGUUUUAUGCAAAUAUUAAUCUCAAAUCAUAAAUGUUUUUAUUGCAAUACAUGGUACAGGGAUUUUCUAACUGUUAUACAUAAUGCAUUAAAUAAUUUUUUUAUAAUGUAGUUAUUUUGAGGUACAUACAGUAUGUUGUUGAAUGUUUAAAGUUGGAAACUAAGGCUUGUAGUUAUUUUAUGAAAUUAGAGAUAUAUUUGAGUGCAAUAAAAUGUCCCUAGGACUAACUUUCUACCUAAAGUAGGAGUAGAAAUGAAGGAUUGCUGGAAUAACCACCACGGAUUAAAAAAAAGAGUGAGACUUUUUCUUGCAAUUCUGAGUUUACAUCUCACUUUU
Messenger RNA from Sinocyclocheilus grahami, 2004 nucleotides. Its product is annotated as major facilitator superfamily domain-containing protein 7-like. The transcript has 9 exons. Gene Ontology annotation, biological process: transmembrane transport. Gene Ontology annotation, molecular function: transmembrane transporter activity. Lineage: Eukaryota; Metazoa; Chordata; Actinopteri; Cypriniformes; Cyprinidae. The coding region runs from base 1 to 1461 and encodes 486 amino acids. The record is from RefSeq and is a predicted model, not a curated record. Gene Ontology annotation, cellular component: membrane.